This is a messenger RNA of Phodopus roborovskii (desert hamster), 1065 nucleotides long. It is a transcript of the gene Zfand2a, whose product is annotated as zinc finger AN1-type containing 2A. Gene Ontology annotation, cellular component: cytoplasm; endoplasmic reticulum. Lineage: Eukaryota; Metazoa; Chordata; Mammalia; Rodentia; Cricetidae. The transcript is spliced from 7 exons. Gene Ontology annotation, molecular function: zinc ion binding. Gene Ontology annotation, biological process: proteasome-mediated ubiquitin-dependent protein catabolic process; protein targeting to ER. The record is from RefSeq and is a predicted model, not a curated record. Bases 258 to 776 code for a protein of 172 amino acids.
GGAACGCCCAGGAUGCAUGACUCUGUAUCUGUUGGCUGAGAAUAAAUGGCCCUGGCUCUAGCAGAUGCAAUGCUACGCUUUCCGGCCUUGCGAGAAGUCGGGUGCCACGCGGGGAUUGGUGCUGCAGUUCGUGCAGCGGUGUCGCCAGGCUGACCACGAAGGACACCGCUUGUCUGUCUCCGUCGUAGGCCCCCAGCUACCCACGAGAGCCAGGUGAUUAAUACUUAAAUACCUGUCUUUUGGACACUGUGUUCAUAAUGGAGUUUCCUGACUUGGGGAAGCACUGCUCAGAACCAACUUGCAAGCAACUAGAUUUUCUGCCAGUAACAUGUGAUGCAUGCAAACAAGAUUUCUGUAAAGACCAUUUUUCCUAUGCCAGUCAUAAGUGUCCCUUUGCAUUCAAGAAGGAUGUGCAGGUGCCCGUGUGUCCCCUCUGUAGUGUCCCCAUCCCUGUGAAAAGAGGAGAGAUCCCAGAUGUGGUGGUUGGAGAGCACAUGGACAGAGAUUGCACCUCUCACCCUGGGAGGAACAAAAAGGUGAGAGUUUUCACACACCGAUGCUCAAAAGAGGGAUGCAGGAAGAAGGAGAUGCUGCCGCUGGCUUGUUCACAAUGCCAUGGCAACUUCUGCAUUCAACACAGGCAUCCUCUGGACCACAACUGCCAAGCUGGGAGCAGCUCGGCCAGCAGUGGGAGGUCUUCAGCAUCCAGAGCUCCUGAGCAGAAGCCAUCGGGAAUCAGUUGGCUGGCCCAGCAACUCAGACGGACCGUGAAGUGACAGUGAGGCUCCUGUCUGGGCUGAACACCAGCUCCUUUCUCUGUUGGGUUUUAACCUUGGUGAUGUGGUCUCCAGCACUUUCCUGGUUCUCCUGCUACACUGAGUCUUUAUGAAAACGUCUCCCAUUGACUGUUGAAGUUAGGGCAGGAAGAUGGCUCAAAGCAUGAGGACCUAGUUUAUUCCAUGAAUCCAUGCUUUUAAAAAAGCCAGAUGUGGGGUUGGUGCACACUUGUAAUCCCAACACUUGGGACUCUGACCAGCAGCGUAGCCUAAUUGGAGAGUUCUUACC